Messenger RNA from Pieris macdunnoughi, 696 nucleotides. NCBI's taxonomy places the organism in Eukaryota, Metazoa, Arthropoda, Insecta, Lepidoptera, Pieridae. The record is from the annotation of a GenBank genome assembly.
AUGUUCAUUGUGGGUCUUACAGGAGGUCUAGCUACGGGCAAAAGUACCGUACUAUCUAUAUUUCGUGAAAAUGGAAUUGCUGUUAUAGAUGCCGAUGAUAUUGCUAAGAAAGUCUUGGAACCUGGAACUAUAGCAUGGAAAGAAGUUAAGGAGUAUUUUGGAGAUGAGGUUAUUAGUGAUGAUGGUAAAGUAGAUCGACUAGUUCUUGGAAACAUAGUUUUCAAUGAUAAAGACAAAAGAAUGAAACUUAAUGCUAUUACACAUCCUAGAAUCCAAAGUGCCAUGAUGAGAAUGGCCUUCAGUUACUUCUUCUCAGGGCACAGAUACAUAGUGAUGGAGGUUCCAUUACUCUUUGAAACUGGCAAAAUGUUAAGAUUCAUGCAUAAAAUUAUAACAGUUGUUUGUGAUAUAGAUCAACAAAUUAGCAGAUUAUGUGAAAGAAAUGAUUUCUCUGAAAUAGUUGCAAUGACUAGGAUAAAAUGUCAGAUGCCUCUUGAAGAGAAAGUAGCCAAAUCAGAUUUUGUAAUUGAUAACUCUGGUGACAUAUCUUCAACUCGACAACAGACUGAAAGUAUCAUAAGACUCCUAAGGCGAUCUAAGUUUACAUGGUACUUUAGAGCCAUAAUAUUAAUAUCAUCUUUGUCUUUUUUAUUUGGAAUUGCUAACAUUGCCUAUAAGUUCUACUGUAAGAAAUAA